AUGGCUCCUCCAGUUUGGACCCUGAUGCUGCUGGUGGGGGCCGCCUGGGGCCAGGAACAAGUGCCUAACCCUGUGUGGAGACCGAACUCUCCAGACCUGGAGCAGAUAGUGCGCACUUCAAGAGAGGAUCCCAUUCUCUCCAAGUGUGACUUUGAAGACGAUUCCAGACCUUUCUGUGACUGGUCUCAAAUGUCUGCGGAUGACGGGGACUGGGUUCGGACUACUGGGCCCUCCCUGACUGGCACCUCUGGCCCCCCCGGGGGGUACCCCAAUGGGGAGGGGUAUUACCUGCACAUGGACCCCAACACCUUCCCUCGGGGCGGAGUGGCACGUCUGCGCAGCCCUGACAUAUGGGAACAAGGUCCCCUUUGCAUUCAUUUCGCCUUCCACAUGUUUGGGCUGUCAUGGGGCGCCCAGCUCAGACUGCUACUGCUCAGGGGCCGGAAGCAGCGCCGGCCCUACGUGCUCUGGAAACACGUGAACACCCAGAGUCCCUCUUGGAUGCCCACGACUGUCACUGUACCAGCGGAUCAUGAUAUACCAAGCUGGCUGAUGUUUGAAGGCAUGAGAGGAAACACGGCCUACCUGGACAUCUCUCUGGAUGGCCUCUCUAUCCAGCGGGGUACCUGCAAUCGGAUCUGCUUGUCCCAGAUGUGCACCUUUGAUACUCUAAAUGAUCUCUGCGGCUGGAGCUGGGUCCCAACUGCCACUGGGGCUAAGUGGACCCAGAAGAAGGGAUCAACGGGGAAGCCGGGUGUGGGACCUACUGAAGACUUCUCUAACCCUGGCAAUGGCUCGUACAUGCUCCUGGACUCUACGAAUGCAAGGCCGGGGCAGAAAGCUGUUCUUCUGAGUCCCCUGAGCCACUCCAGCGGCUGUCUGACCCUGUCUUUCUACUACAUAAUGCGCGGCCAGGGACAUGAAGAAGGCCUUUUUGUCUACGCUACGUUUUUGGGCAACAUUCGGAAACACUCCCUCUUCUCAGGACACCCUGGACCUGACUGGCAGCCUGUGUCUGUCAAUUACACAGGACAGGGACAGAUACAGUUCAUGGUGGUGGGCGUGUUUGGAAAUAACCCAGAGCCGGCAAUAGCCGUGGAUGCGGUCAGCAUUGCUCCCUGUGGGGAGAGCUUUCCGCAGUGCGACUUUGAAGACAGAACCCAUCCUUUCUGUGACUGGAACCAGGUGUAUGGAGACAUCGGACACUGGAGCUGGGGAAGUAAAAGCGUGCCUACCCCCAUCUCAGGGUCCCCAAGAGAGUUCCCCUACGGAGGGGAGCAUUACAUUUUCUUCGAUUCCGUCAAGUUAUCCCAGGAGGGGCAGUCUGCCAGAUUGGUGAGCCCACCGUUCUGCGCCCCUGGGGACAUCUGUGUGGAGUUCGCUUACCACAUGUACGGCCUUGGAAGGGGUACCACGCUGAAGCUCCUGCUGGGGAGCCCUGCGGGUAGUUCUCCUGUUCCUCUGUGGAACCAGGUUGGGUCUCAGAGCUCUGGCUGGGUGAACAGCUCUGUCACCAUCCCUAAGGGACACCAACAGCCCAUGCAGCUGUUUAUCGAGGCCACCCGGGGCACCAGCACCGCCUUUGUUGUCGCUCUGAACUUCAUCCUGAUCACUCACGGACCCUGUCGGGUAUUGCUGCAGACAGAGAUUCCUUCCAGUCCUCUGCUUCCACCUACUGGCCCUUCUGAACCUACUGUCCCUAUGCUUACCACCCCUACAGAAGCAACUACUGUUACCAUAGAAAUAUCCACCACUCCCACGGAAGAGGUCACCAUCCCCACAGAAGUGACCACCAUCCCCUCAGAAGUGACCAAUGUCUCUCCUGAAGAGACCAAUUUCCCCUCUGAGGAGACCAUCCCUACAGAAGUUAACACUGUAUCUCCUGAAGAGAUCAUUCUCCCCACAGAGCUGACCACUGUUCCCACAGAAGUAAUAGCUGCCCACAUGGAAGCGACCAAUGCCUCUUUUGAAGAGGCCAGUAUCCCCCUUGAGGAGCCAAUCCCUACAGAACUUACCACUCUUUAUCCUGAAGAGAUCAUUCUCCCAACAGAGUUAACCACUGUCCCCACAGAGGUGACCACUGUCCCCACAGAAGUGACCACAGUCCCCACUGGAGAGAUAACUCUCCCCACAGAAGUGCCCACUGUUCACACAGAAGUAACAGCUGCCCAUAUGGAAGCAACCAAUGCCUCUUCUGAAGAGACCAGUGUCCACCCUGAGGAGACCAUCCAUACAGAAGUUACCACUCUUUCUCCUGAAGAGACUAUUCUCCACACAGAAGUGCCCACUGUCCCCACAGAAGUGACCACAGUCCCCACUGGAGUGAUCACUCAUACCACAGAAGUGCUCACCGUAUCCACAGAAGUGACAGGUGUUCACACAGAAGUAACCACUGUCCCCACAGAAGUGACUGCAGUCCCCACUGGAGAGACCGCUCUCCCCACAGAAGUGUCCACUGUCCACACAGAAGUAACAGCUGCCCAUACGGAAACAACCAAUGUCUCUCCUGAUGAGACCAGUGUCCUCCCUGAGGAGACUAUCUCUACAGAAGCUACCACUGUUUCUCCUGAAGAGACCACUCUCCCCACAAACACCACUGUCCCCACAGAAGUGCCUACUGUCUCCACAGAAGUGACUAAUGUCUCUCCUGAAGAGACCAGUGUUCCUCCUGUAGAGCCCAUCCCUACAGAAAUAACCACUGUUUCUCCUGAAGAGACUGUUCUUCCCACAGAAGGGACCACUCUUCACACUGGGGAGACCACUGUCCUCACAGAAAUGCCCACUGUCUCUACAGAAGUGACAGGUGUUCACACAGAAGUGACCAGUGUGUCUCCUGAAGAGAAUAGCAUCCCUCCUGAGGAGACCACCACCCUGACAGAAGUGACCACUCCUCCUCCUGAAGAGACCACCACCCACACAGAAGUGACCACAGUUCCUCCUGUCAGCAUCUCUCUUGAGGAGACCACCACCCCUACAGAAGUGACCACUGUCCCUCCUCCUGAAGAGACCUCCAUCCAUACAGAAGUGACCAUUGUUCCUCCUGUCAGCAUCCCUCCAGAGACCACCACCCCUACAGAAGUGACUACUGCUCCUCCUGAAGAGACCACCACCCCUACAGAAGUGACCACUGUUCCUCCUCCUGAAGAGACCUCCAUCCAUACAGAAGUGACCAUUGUUCCUCCUGUCAGCAUCCCUCCUAAGGAGACCACCACCCCUACAGAAGUGACCUCUGUUCUUCUUGUCAGCAUCCCUCCUAAGGAGACCACCACCCUGACAGAAGUGACCACUGCCCCUCCUCCUGAAGAGACCACCACCCUGACAGAAGUGACCACUGUUCCUCCUGCCAGCAGCCCUCCUGAGGAGACUACUGUCUCUACAGAAGUGACCACUGUUCCUACAGAAGUGACCACUGUUCCUAUAGAAGUGAUCACUGUCCCUACAGAAGUAACCACUGUCCCUCCUGAAGAGACUACCAUUCCUUCUGAAGAGACCACCAUCUCCACUCACGAGACCUCUUUCCCUACAGAGCAAUCUACUGUCACUCAGACAUCCACAGCGUGUAGGCCACCCUGUCCGAGUCCUCUACUCAUGCCCAUUGGACCAAGCCUUUCAGAGCCACCAGGUGUCUCAGUGAUCAGCAUAGUCCCAACCACAGGUGUUUCCACCAUAGAGAGCUGCCCUCCCAAUGCCCACUUUGAAUUGUGUGCAUGCCCAGCAUCUUGUGAGAACCCCAAGCCCAGCUGCCAGCCCCCCUGCUUGCAUGGCUGUGUCUGCAAUCCUGGGUUCUUGUUUAGCAACAAUCAAUGUAUCAAUGAGUCUUCCUGCAAUUGCCCCUACAACAACAAGUACUAUAAGCCUGGGGAAGAAUGGUUCACUCCCAAUUGCACAGAGCGGUGCCGCUGCUUGCCAGGUAGCCUGAUGGAGUGCCAGAUCUCUCAGUGUGGGACGCACACAGUGUGCCAGCUGAGGAGUGGCCAGUACCAGUGUGAGCCCUACGGUAGUGCCACCUGCCUGGUCUAUGGAGACCUUCAUUUUGUCACCUUUGAUGAGAGGCACAUUGGCUUCACCGGGACAUGUACCUAUAUCUUGACCCAAACCUGCGACAACUCCACAGACCCCUUCUUUAAGAUAACAGCAAACACCCAAGAACGUGGAGUAGACGGUGUAUCCUGCUUAGACAAAGUUUUUAUCACUCUGCCAGAGACUACCGUUACCAUGAUCAGCGGCAGACACACACUGAUCGGGGAUCAGGAAGUCACCCUCCCAGCCAUACCGUCUGAUGACACCUAUGUGGGACUGAGUGGUCGAUUUGUGGAGCUGAGGACAACAUUUGGUUUGCGCGUGAGAUGGGACGGAGACCAGCAGCUUUUUGUGACUGUGCCCAGUACCUACUCGGGCAGAGUGUGUGGUUUAUGUGGGAACUAUGAUGGGGACAGCAGCAACGACAACCUGAAGUCAGACGGCAUGAUGACGCACGAUGAGGAGGAGCUGGGGCAGAGCUGGCAGGUGGAAGCGGAAGAGGACAAAGAGUGGGUCUCUUCCAGGUGUCAGAAGAAGAAGAAUCCCCCAGCUUGUGACCCUGCUUUGGGGAACACUAUGUCGGGACCCAAGUUAUGUGGACAGCUUGUCGACCCAAGUGGACCCUUUGAGGCCUGCCUGCUCCACCUGAAGGCCUCAUCCUUCCUGGAUAACUGUGUGACCGACAUGUGUAGCUUCCAGGGUCUGCAGCAGAAGCUCUGUGCUCAUAUGUCAGCCAUGACGGCCACCUGCCAGGAUGCGGGCUAUCCUGUGAGGCCCUGGAGGGGACCCCAGUUCUGCCCCUUGGUCUGCCCUAAAAACAGCAGGUACUCCCUAUGUGCCAAACCAUGCCCGGACACCUGCCAUCCCAGAUCUGCGACCCAGCACUGCUCGGACGAGUGUGUGGAAGGCUGUGAGUGCGACCCUGGCUUCGUCCUCAGUGGUUCCGAGUGUGUCCGGUCAUCCCGGUGUGGGUGCACCAGCCUCCAGGGGCGCUACUUCAAGGUACAGGAGCAGUGGUUCAAUCCAGACUGCAAGGAGAUCUGCACUUGUGAAAGACACAACAGUAUUGUCUGCAAGCCCUGGAAGUGUAAGGCUCAGGAAGCCUGCAGCCACAAGAAUGGCAUCUUAGGCUGCCACGCCCAAGGUGCAGCCACCUGCACUGUCUCUGGUGACCCCCACUACCUGACAUUUGAUGGAGCUUUGCACCAUUUUAUGGGCACCUGCACUUACGUACUGACACAGCCUUGCUGGUCCAAAUCUCAAGACAACAACUUUGUCGUGAGCGCCACCAAUGAGAUCCUCGAUGGCAACUUGGAAGUCUCCUAUGUCAAAGCUGUCCACGUGCAGGUCUUUGACCUCAAAAUCUCCCUGUUCAAAGGUCGAAAGGUUGUGUUGAACAACCAAAGAGUGGUGCUACCCGUGUGGCCUUCGAAAGGACGGGUGACAAUUAGGUUGAGUGGCAUCUUUGUCCUGCUCUACACGAACUUUGGGCUUCAAGUUCGAUAUGAUGGAAGGCAUCUGGUGGAGGUGACAGUGCCUUCCUCAUUUACCAGCAAACUCUGUGGGCUGUGUGGGAACUACAACAAUAACAGUAUGGAUGACAACCUGCGUGCAGACAUGAAGCCGGCAGUCAACUCACUUCUGCUGGGAGCUACUUGGAAAAUCCUUGAAGCCUCCGAUCCUGGCUGCUUCCUAGUCGGGGGCAGGCCCUCCAACUGCGCAGAGAGCGACAUGGACGACGCCUGGACUGAAAAAUGUGCCAUCUUGAUGAACCCCCUUGGGCCCUUCUCCAGUUGCCAUGAGGCGGUGCCCCCUCAGGCCAGCUUCUCCAGUUGUGUGUAUGGCCAGUGUGAGACCAACGGUGACAACCUAACCCUCUGCCACUCCCUGCAGGCCUACGCAUCUCUGUGUGCCCUGGCUGGCCAGGUGACUCCCUGGCGCAACAGCACCUUCUGCCCUCUGAGGUGCCCACCCAGGAGCAGCUACAACCCAUGUGCCAACUCCUGCCCAGCCACCUGCCUUACCCUAAGCACCCCAAGAGACUGUCCAACGCUGCCCUGCGUAGAGGGCUGUGAAUGCCAGAGUGGCCACAUCCUGAGUGGAACCACCUGUGUGCCCCUCAGACAGUGUGGCUGCAGUGACCAGGACGGCUCCUAUCACCUGUUGGGGGAGAGCUGGUACCCAGAGAAGACCUGCACCACGCUCUGCACAUGCUCAGUCCACAGCAACAUCACCUGCAGCCCAACGUCCUGUAAGGCCAACCAAGUGUGUUUGCGCCAGGAAGGGCUGCUCCGCUGCGCUGAUGAGAUGGGAGACUGUCAUAUCUCAGAGGAUUCCCAGAUCGUGAGCUUCGACGAUCAUAGCCAUCCUAUCCAAGACCCAUGUACCUACAUCUUGGUCAAAGUGUGCCACCCCGACAUGAACCUGCCUUUCUUCAUGAUCAGCGGGAAGACCAAUGUGAACGCCAACGGCAGGAGCGGGGCUGUGGGCAUCUAUCAGCUGUACAUCGACAUCUUCAACUUCCACAUCACUCUCCAGAAAGACCAUUUAGUCCUCAUAAGCUUGAUCAAUAACUCAAUGGUCAGCCUUCCCGCCACCACCCAGAUCCCUGGAGUCAGUGUCAUGACUGAAGACGUCUACACCAUUGUCACAAUUAAGGAUGAAAUUCAAGUCAAGUUUGAGAGCAAUAAUUUCUUAGAUGUCAAGAUCCCUGCAUCCUCUAAUGGGAAGGUCUGCGGUGUGUGUGGCAAUUUCAAUGGUGAAGAAGAGGAUGAGCUCAUGACACCCAGUGAUGAAUUAGCUGAGGAUGAGCAGGAGUUCUUGAACAGCUGGAAAGAUAAGAGCAUUGACCCAAAUUGCCAGAAAAUUGAAGAGCAGAUCAUGCAAGUGCAGCAGCAGGAGAUCAUGAAUGGAAACUGCAGGCCCGCUGACUUUGAGGAAGCCCAGGUCAACUGCCAGGCUGCCCUCCAGGGCCCCGCCUGGGCCCACUGCUCCUCCCGGGUACCCGUCAGGCCCUUCUUGCUGAAGUGCAUGAACAGCUUCUGUGAAUUCACAGAACUCUUCCGUGCUCUCUGUGAGUCUCUGCAGUCCUUCGAAGAUGCCUGCCAGGACCAGGGUCUUAAGCCGCCUAUCUGGAGGAACAGCAGCUUCUGCCCUCUGGAGUGCCCAGCUCACAGUCACUACACAAACUGCCUUCCCUCCUGUCCACCUUCCUGCUUGGACCCAGACAGCCGCUGUGAGGGCUCUGGCCACAAAGUCCCCGCCACCUGCAAGGAGGGCUGCAUCUGUCAACCCGGUUAUGUGCUGAAUAAUGACAAGUGUGUGCUCAAAACUCACUGUGGCUGCAAAGACCGUCAGGAGGUCUUCGUCCCGGCAGGCAAGACUUGGAUAUCCGAAGACUGUACCCAGAGCUGUACUUGCACGAAAGGGACCACGAAGUGCCGGGAUUUCCAGUGUCCCCCAGGGACGUAUUGCAAGAAGAGCAGUGAUGGCAGCAGCACCUGUGUCAAAAUCUCUCUGCAGUGCCCGGCCCACAGCCAGUUCACAGACUGCCUUCCCCCCUGUCUGCCUUCCUGCUCUGACCCGGAAGGCCACUGUGAGGGCCUCAGCACCAAAGCCCAUUCUAACUGCAAAGAAGGCUGCGUGUGCCAACCUGGCUAUGUGCUGCAUAGCGACAAGUGUGUGCUCAAAAUUGAGUGUGGCUGCCAAGACACCCAGGGUGACUUCAUCCCUGCAGGCAAGAAAUGGACCUCCAGAGGCUGUUCCCAGAGCUGUAACUGCGUGGAAGGGAUUAUUCACUGCCAGAGUUUCCAGUGUCCCUCGGGGACUUACUGCCAGGACAUUGAGGAUGGCACCAGUAACUGUGCCAGCAUCACCCUGCAGUGCCCGGCCCAUAGCAGCUUCACCAACUGCCUACCUUCUUGUCAGCCAUCCUGCUCCGACCCAGAAGGCCACUGUGAGGGCUCCACCACCAAAGCCCCCUCCACCUGCAGGGAGGGCUGCGUCUGUGAGCCUGACUAUGUGCUGCUUGGUCACAAGUGUGUGCCCAGAAUCGAGUGUGGCUGCAAAGACGCCCAGGGUGUCCUCAUCCCCGCUCACAAGACCUGGAUCAACAAAGGCUGCACACAGGUCUGUACCUGUGUGAAAGGGACCAUCCACUGCAGGAACUUCCAGUGUCCCUCGGGGACCUACUGCAAGGACAUCGAGGAUGACACUAGUAACUGCACCAAAAUCACUGUGCAGUGCCCGGCCCGCAGCCUCUACACCCACUGCCUUCCCUCCUGCCUGCCUUCCUGCUCGGACCCAGAUGGCCUCUGUAGAGGCGCCAGCCCCCAGGCCCCCUCCUGCAGGGAGGGCUGCUUCUGUGAACCUGGCUACGUGCUGAGUCACGACAAGUGUGUGCUCAGAAUCGAGUGUGGCUGCAAAGACGCCCAGGGUGUCCUCAUCCCCGCAGAUAAGACCUGGAUCAACAGAGGCUGUACUCAGACCUGUACCUGCACGGGAGGGGCCAUCCAGUGCAGGAAUUUCCAGUGUCCCUCAGCGACCUACUGCAAGGCCCUCGAGGAUGGCAACAGUAACUGCACCAAAAUCCCUCUCCAGUGCCCAGCCCACAGCCACUACUCCCACUGCCUUCCAUCCUGUCAGCCUUCCUGCUCGGACCCUGAAGGCCACUGUGAGGGUUCCACCACCAAAGCCCCCUCCACCUGCAGGGAGGGCUGUGUCUGUGAACCUGGCUACGUGCUGAGUCACAACAAGUGUGUGCUCAGAAUCGAGUGUGGCUGCAAAGAUGCCCAGGGUGUCCUCAUCCCCGCAGACAAGACCUGGAUCAACAGAGGCUGUACUCAGAGCUGCGCCUGCAAGGGGGGGGCCAUCCAGUGCCAGAAAUAUCACUGUCCCUCAGGGACUUACUGCAAAGACAUGAAGGAUGACAACAGUAGCUGCGCCACAAUCACCCUGCAGUGCCCGGCCCAUAGCAGCUUCACCAACUGCCUACCUUCUUGUCAGCCGUCCUGCUCCGACCCAGAAGGCCACUGUGAGGGCUCCACCACCAAAGCCCCCUCCACCUGCAGGGAGGGCUGCGUCUGUGAGCCUGACUAUGUGCUGCUUGGUCACAAGUGUGUGCCCAGAAUCGAGUGUGGCUGCAAAGAUGCUCAGGGUGUCCUCAUCCCCGCAGAUAAGACCUGGAUCAACAGAGGCUGUACUCAGACCUGUACCUGCAUGGGAGGGGCCAUCCAGUGCAGAAAUUUCCAGUGUCCCUCAGCGACCUACUGCGAGGCCCUCGAGGAUGGCAACAGUAACUGCACCAAAAUCCACCUGCAGUGCCCAGCCAACAGCAACUUCACCAACUGCCUUCCUUCUUGUCAGCCGUCCUGCUCUAAUAUGGAUGUCCGCUGUGAGGAAUCCAGCCCCAAAGCCCUCUCCACCUGCAAGGAGGGCUGUGUCUGUCAGUCUGGCUACGUGCUGAGUAACCACAAGUGUAUACUCAGAAAUCAGUGCGGCUGCAAAGAUGCCCAGGGUGCGCUCAUCCCAGAAGGCAAAGCCUGGGUCACCAGCGGCUGUUCUCAGAGAUGUAACUGCACGGGAGGGGCCAUCCAGUGCCAGAGUUUCCAGUGUCCCUCGGGGACUUACUGCAAGGACCUCGAGGAUGGCACCAGUAACUGCACCAUUAUCCCUCUGCAGUGCCCGGCCCACAGCUACUACACCAACUGCCUUCCGUCCUGUCCACCCUCAUGCUUGGACCCAGAAGGCCUCUGUGAGGGCACCAGCCCUAAAGUCCCCUCCACCUGCAAGGAGGGCUGCCUCUGCCAUCCUGGCUACCUGAUGCACAAAGACAAGUGUGUGCUCAGAAUUUUCUGUGGCUGCAAAAACACCCAAGGUGCUUUCAUCUCGGCAGACAAGACGUGGAUCUCCAUGGGCUGCACCCAGGCCUGCACCUGCUCAGCAGGAGCCAUCCACUGCAGGAAUUUCAAGUGUCCCUCAGGGACCUACUGCAAGAACGGGGAUAAUGGCAGCCCUAACUGCACCAAUAUCACUCUGCACUGCCCAACCAACAGUCAGUUCACGGACUGCCUUCCCUCCUGUCUGCCUUCUUGCUCCAACCGCUGUGAGGUCACCAGCCCCAGCGUCCCCUCCAGCUGCAAGGAGGGGUGUCUCUGCAACCAUGGCUUUGUGUUCAGCGAGGACAAAUGUGUGCCCAGAACUCAGUGCAGCUGUAAAGAUGCCCGGGGCGCCAUCAUUCCGGCAGGCCAGACCUGGACCUCCAAAGGCUGCACCCAGAGCUGUGCCUGUGUGGAAGGCAAUAUCCACUGCCAGGAUUCCCAGUGUCCCCCAGAGACCUACUGCAAGGACAACGGUGAUGGCAGCAGUGCCUGCACCAAAAUCACUCUCCGGUGCCCAGCCCACACCCAGUACACCAGCUGCCUCCCCUCCUGCCUGCCUUCCUGCUUGGACCCAGAAGGCCUCUGCAAAGAUAUCAGCCCUAAAGUCCCCACCACCUGCAAGGAGGGAUGCAUGUGCCAACCUGGCUAUGUGCUGAACAGUGACAAGUGUGUGCUCAGGGUUGAGUGUGGCUGCAAAGAUACCCAGGGUGCUCUCAUCCCGGCUGGCAAGACCUGGACCUCCCCGGGCUGUACCCAGAGCUGUGCCUGCAUGGGAGGGGCUGUGCAGUGCCAGAACUCCCAGUGUCCCCGAGGGACGUACUGCAAGGACAGUAGUGAUGGCAGCAGUGCCUGUGUCAAAAUAACUCUGCAGUGCCCGGCCCACAGCCAGUUCACAGACUGCCUUCCCCCCUGUCUGCCUUCCUGCUUGGACCCGGAUGGCCUGUGUAAGGGAGCCAGUCCCAAAGUCCCCUCCAGCUGCAAGGAGGGCUGUGUCUGUCAGUCUGGCUACGUGCUGAGUAACAACAAGUGUCUACUCAGAAAUGAGUGUGGCUGCAAAGAUGCCGGGGGCACGCUCAUCCCAGAAAACACGUCCUGGGUGUCCAGAGGCUGCACCCAGAGCUGCAUCUGCACAGGGGCAGCCAUCCAGUGCCUGAGUUUCCGGUGUCCCCCUGAGACGUACUGCAGGGACAAUGAGGAUGGCAGCAGUAGCUGUGCCAAAAUCAGUCUGCAGUGUCCAGCCAAUAGCCACUACACCGACUGCUCCCCACCCUGUCCGCCUUCCUGCUUGGACCCAAAGGGCCGCUGUGAAGGCACUGGCCCCAGAGUCCCCUCCACUUGCAAGGAAGGCUGCCUCUGCCACCCUGGCUUUGUGCUUGAUCAGGACAAGUGUGUGCCCAGACUUGAGUGUGGCUGCAAAGAUUCCCAGGGUGCUGUCAUCCCUGCUGGCAAGACCUGGACCUCCCCGGGCUGCACCCAGAGCUGUGCCUGCAUGGGAGGGGCUGUACAGUGCCAGAACUCCCAGUGUCCCCCAGGGACGUACUGCAAGGACAAUGAAGAUGGCAGUAGUAACUGUGCCAAAAUCACUCUGCACUGCCCUGCCCACAGCAACUACACCGACUGCCUUCCCAUCUGUGUCCCCUCCUGCUCGGACCCCAAUGCCCUCUGCGGGGGCACCAGCCCUAAAGUCCCCUCUACCUGCAAGGAGGGCUGCAUCUGUGAACCUGGCUACGUGCUGGAUAAAGACAAGUGUGUUCCUAAAACUGAGUGUGGCUGCACAGACACCCAGGGUGCUGUGGUUCCGGCUGGCAAGGCCUGGCUCUCCACAGGCUGUACCCAGAGCUGCACUUGCAUGGAAGGGGCCAUUCAGUGCCAGAAUUUCCAGUGUCCCUCGGGAACAUACUGCAACAGCAGCAAUAACUGUGCUAAAAUACCUCUGCAGUGCCCAGCCCACAGCCACUUCACCGGCUGCCUUCCCUCCUGCCCACCUUCCUGUUUCAACCUGGAUGGCCGCUGUGAGCAGACCAGCCCCGAAGUCCCUUCCACCUGCAGGGAGGGCUGCCUCUGUCAACCUGGCUACUUCCUGAAUAAUGGCAAGUGUGUGCUCCAAAUUUACUGUGACUGCAAAAAUGCUGAGGGCGGCCUCGUUCGGGCUGGCAAGACCUGGACCUCCAAGGACUGCACCCAGAGCUGUUCCUGCACAGGAGGAACUGUUCAGUGCCAGAACUUCCAGUGUCCCUCAGGGACGUACUGCAAGGAGAGCGGUGACGGCAGCAGUAACUGCACCAAAAUCUGUAAGGGAGCCUUGGGGGCAGAGAGGGGCGGUGUGGCUCGGUCUCUGCAGUGCCCUGCUCACAGCCAGUUCACCACCUGCCUUCCCUCCUGCCCGCCUUCCUGUUCCAACCUGGAUGGCAGCUGUGUGGAAUCCAACUUCAAAGCCCCCGCCAUCUGCAAGGAGGGCUGUCUCUGUCAACCCGGCUACUUGUUAAAUGAUAACAAGUGUGUGCUCCGAAUUCAGUGUGGCUGCAAGGGCGCCCAGGGUGGCCUCAUUCCCGCAGGCAGGACCUGGGUCUCCAGCGGCUGCACUAAGAACUGUGCCUGCAUGGGAGGCACCAUCCAGUGCAGGAAUUUCCAGUGUCCCCUGGGAACUUACUGCAAGGACAAUGGCGAUGGCAGCAGUAGCUGUGCCAAAAUCACUCUGCAAUGUCCCGCCCACAGCCGCUACACAAACUGCCUUCCCGCAUGCCAGCCUUCCUGCUCUGAUCUGGAUGGCCACUGUGAGGGCACCACUCCCAAAGCCCCAUCUCCCUGCAAGGAGGGCUGCCUCUGUCAACCUGGCUACGUGGUGCAUAGUCACAAGUGUGUGCUCCAGAUUCACUGUGACUGCAAAGACGCCCAGGGUGGCUUCAUCCCGGCAGGCAAGACCUGGAUCUCCAGUGGCUGCACCCAGAGCUGCACCUGCGUGGGAGGGGCUGUCCAGUGUCACAACUUCACCUGCCCCCCAGGGACUCAGUGCUGGAACAGUAACUGUUCCAAAAUCACUGUGCAGUGCCCGGCCCACAGCCACUACACCGCCUGCCUUCCCUCAUGCCUGCCAUCCUGCUUUGACCCAGAAGGCCUGUGUGGGGGCACCAGCCCAAGAGCCCUCACCACCUGCAAGGAGGGCUGUGUCUGUGAGCCUGGCUAUGUGCUCAAUGAGGACAAGUGUGUGCCCAGAAUUCAGUGUGGCUGCAAAGAUGCCCAGGGUGAUCUCAUCCCGGUGAACAAGACCUGGCUCACCAGAGGCUGCACCCAAAACUGUACCUGCAAAGGAGGGGACGUUCAUUGCCAGAAUUUCAAGUGUCCCUUGGGGACUGAAUGCAAGGACAGUGUUGAUGGCAGCAGUAACUGUGCCAAAAUUGCUCUGAAAUGCCCAGCCCACAGCCAGCACACCGACUGCCUUCCCUCCUGCAUCCCAUCCUGCGCCAACGCCAAUGACCGCUGUGAGGUCACCAGCCGAAAAAGCCCCUCUACCUGCAUAGAAGGCUGCCUCUGCCAGUCGGGAUUUGUGUUCAGUAAGGACAAGUGCAUACCCAGAGCUCAGUGUAGCUGCAAAGACUCCCAGGGUACCCUCAUUCCGGCAGGUAAGAACUGGAUUGCCACCGGCUGUGGCCAGACGUGUACCUGCACAGGAGGACUUGUUCAGUGCCACGACUUUGAGUGCCCCUCAGGAACCGAGUGCCAGGACAUUGAAGAUGGCAACAGUAACUGUGUUGAAAUCACUGUGCAGUGCCCGGCCCACAGUCACUACUCCAAAUGCCUUCCCUCCUGCUUGCCUUCCUGCUCGGACCCAGACGGCCUCUGCGGGGGCACCAGCCCCCAACCCCCCUCCACCUGCAAGGAGGGCUGUGUCUGUGAAACUGGCUACGUGCUGAGUAACAACAAGUGUGUGCUCAGCAGUGACUGUGGCUGCAAAGAUGUCCAUGGCGUGCUCAUCCCCGAAGGCAAGACAUGGGUCUCCAGGGGUUGUACCAAGAACUGCACCUGCAACGGAGGGACUGUUCAGUGUCAUGACUUAAGAUGCCCAACAGGGUCCCGUUGCAAGGACAAUAAAGAUGGCAACAGUAACUGUGUCUCCUACGCUCUGAAAUGCCCAGCCCACAGCAUCUACACCGACUGCCUUCCCUCCUGCCUCCCCUCCUGCUCGGACCCAGAGGGCCUCUGUGGGGGCACCAGCCCUGAAGUUCCCUCCACCUGCAAGGAGGGCUGCUUCUGCCGAUCUGGCUAUGUGCUGCAUAAAAACAAAUGUAUGCUUAGAAGUCACUGUGACUGCAAAGACUUCCAGGGUAGCCUCAUCCAGACCGGCCAGACGUGGAUCUCCUCUGGGUGUUCCAAGAUUUGUGCAUGCAAGGGAGGGUUCUUUCAGUGCCAAAGUUACCAAUGCCCCUCGGGGACCCAGUGCGAGGACGGCGAAGAUGGCAGCAGUAACUGUGUCUCCAGCACUGUGCAGUGCCCAGCCAACAGCCUCUACACCCACUGCCUUCCCUCCUGUCUGCCUUCCUGCUCCAACCCCGAUGGCCGCUGCGAGGGCACCAGCAGCAAAGCCCCCACCACCUGCAGGGAGGGCUGCGUCUGUCGGCCUGGCUACCUGCUCAAUGAGGACACGUGUGUGCUCAAAGACCAGUGUGGCUGUAAAGAUAUCAGGGGCGACGUCGUCCCAGCAGGCAAAGCCUGGCUCUCCAGUGACUGCACCCAGAGUUGUGCCUGCACGGAUGGGGUCAUCCAGUGCCAGAAUUUCGUCUGCCCGUCGGGGUCCCAUUGCCAGCACAAAGAGGACGGCAGCAGUGACUGUGCAGCAAACAAACUGGAAAAAUGUACCAUCUUUGGGGACCCGUAUUACCACACGUUUGAUGGCUUCACUUACCACUUCCUGGGCCGUAUGAACUACUAUCUCAUAAAGACAGUGGACAAGCUCCCUAAAGAGAUGGAGCCCCUGACUGUGGAGGGGCGCAACAAGCUGUCCCCCAAAGGGAGCUCAACCUUGCACGAAGUGACCUCCAUCGUCUAUGGCUAUAAAAUCCAGCUCCAAGAAGACCUGGUGGUUUUGGUCAACGAUGAAAGGGUGGCGAUCCCCUACAGUCCAAGCAAGCACCUGAGGGUCGUGCUGCGGGCUCAGCGGCUGCUUCUCGUCACUGACUUUGAAAUGGUGGUGGACUUUGACGGAAAGCACAGUGCAGUGAUCUCCCUGCCUACCACAUACCGUGGGCUGAUACGGGGCCUGUGUGGGAACUAUGACAAGGACCAAGCCAAUGAAUUCAUGUUGCCCAGUGGAGAGGUCACCUCCAAUGUCAAUGUCUUUGGCAAGAGUUGGGAGGUGAAGGUGGUGCAUGCCUUCUUCCGAUUCCCAAGGGCCCUUCCAGAAGAAGAGGGAAGAGACGAAGAGCCUGGCCUUCUCCAGUCAGAAUGCAGCCCAGAGCAGCCUGCGCUCCUCAGCAGCACCCAGGCCUGUGGGGUGCUUGCGGACCCCCAGGGCCCCUUUGCUGCAUGUCACCCAAUUAUAGCCCCAGAACCCUUCGAGCAGCGCUGUAUGUCGGAUAUGUGCACUGGCUGGAAGACCAAAGAAGAAGAGGCGCUUCGAUGUCGCGUCCUCAGUGGAUAUGCCAUCAUCUGCCAGGAGGCAGGUGCCAACAUGACUGGUUGGCGGGACCAGACACACUGUGCCAUGGCAUGUCCUGCCAAUACUGUGUACCAGAGCUGCAUGACACCCUGCCCAGCGUCCUGUGCCAAAUUUGUGACCCCCAAGGUCUGUGAAGGCCCCUGCGUGGAAGGCUGUGCCAGCCUCCCAGGGUACAUUUACAGUGACACGCAGAGCCUCCCAGUGACGCACUGCGGCUGCACCACCGGUGGCAUCUAUUACAAGCUAGGUGACAGCUUUGUAACUGGCGACUGCUCCCAGCACUGUACCUGCGCCAGCCAGGGGAUCCUGCUGUGUGAGCCCUAUGGCUGCAGAACUGGAGAGUCCUGCAUGGUGGCCAACUUUACUCGAGGCUGCUUCCAGGACAGCCCGUGUCUGCAGAACCCCUGUCACAAUGAUGGCCGGUGUGAGGAGCAGGGGGCCACCUUCAUCUGCCACUGUGACUUUGGUUAUGGAGGACAAUUCUGCACAGAGCCUCAAGAUAUCACAACCAGAAAAAAGCUAGAAUCGUCCAGCUUAAUGGCCAUCCUGCCAGGAGUGCUCGUGAUGGUGUUAGUGCCUGUCUUACUGCCCAGAGUGUAUGUUUACAUGACGACAAGAACUACCUUGGCUAGGAGGAGGAGAUGGGAGAAACUGUUGAGGCGAAGUAGGCUUAGGCAGGAGGACACAGAUGUUCCAGAGCCUACCUUCAAAGCCACCGAGUUCUGAGCUAUCCCCAAACAGAGA
Apodemus sylvaticus (European woodmouse) is the source of this 16296-nucleotide messenger RNA. It is a transcript of the gene Zan, whose product is annotated as zonadhesin. Bases 1 to 16278 code for a protein of 5425 amino acids. Gene Ontology annotation, cellular component: membrane. The record is from RefSeq and is a predicted model, not a curated record. The transcript has 88 exons. Gene Ontology annotation, molecular function: protein binding. Lineage: Eukaryota; Metazoa; Chordata; Mammalia; Rodentia; Muridae.